Molecule: messenger RNA, 381 nt
Organism: Puccinia graminis f. sp. tritici CRL 75-36-700-3
Lineage: Eukaryota; Fungi; Basidiomycota; Pucciniomycetes; Pucciniales; Pucciniaceae
Exons: 2
Coding region: 1-381 (126 amino acids)
Source: RefSeq, a predicted model, not a curated record
AUGGUCUUCCCAGAACUACCAAUACCCAGGAAAGUAUGCACCGGAACUACUACAGGCUCAGAGAAAACAGUGCAUUAUGGUUGGAAUGGUGGACCUGUUCACGAAGAAAACUGGAAAGCUGCAUUGAAGGGGAUCCCAAUUUCCUAUGGAGCCAAUCCCAUCACCGACAUUGGAACCACCCUUGGGAUUGCAAAGAAACACAAACGUGGCCAUGAAAAGGUCAUCAAUAAUGGAAGGCCACCAGACACAACAGACAAACUUGUUGAUGGAAAGAAAAAGAAAAAAUUCAAGCUUGGGAGACCGCCAAAGGCAACAAACUUCAACAAAAGCCUCUGGUCAGCUUAUCCAUCCUACCAAACAAAUAAGGACAACACAGCUUGA